This is a messenger RNA of Lachancea thermotolerans CBS 6340, 342 nucleotides long. RefSeq names its product tubulin-binding prefolding complex subunit YKE2 (gene YKE2). Gene Ontology annotation, cellular component: prefoldin complex; cytoplasm. Gene Ontology annotation, molecular function: protein-folding chaperone binding. Gene Ontology annotation, biological process: protein folding; chaperone-mediated protein complex assembly. The record is from RefSeq and is a predicted model, not a curated record. NCBI's taxonomy places the organism in Eukaryota, Fungi, Ascomycota, Saccharomycetes, Saccharomycetales, Saccharomycetaceae. The coding region runs from base 1 to 342 and encodes 113 amino acids. The transcript has a single exon.
AUGUCUUCUUCAGCUCAGGAUCUCACAAUGAACUAUAACACAUCGCAGCACGAACUCGAGGAGUUGGUGAUAGCAAGACAAAAGCUUGAAACGCAGUUGCAAGAAAACAAAAUUGUACAAGAUGAGUUCGACGGCCUUAGAGAAGAGACUCAGGUGUAUAAGCUUACUGGCAAUGUGCUGCUUCCUGUUGAGCAAUUCGAGGCUAAGAGUAACGUGAGCAAGAGAUUAGAAUUUAUCACCGCAGAGAUCAACAGGUGUGAAGAGAAUAUCAAAACUAAGCAGGGUCUGCUGGAGAAACUGAGAGCAGAACUCUUGCAAACACAGCAGGCAAGACAGCAAUGA